This is a messenger RNA of Manacus vitellinus (golden-collared manakin), 2396 nucleotides long. RefSeq names its product ectonucleoside triphosphate diphosphohydrolase 7 (gene ENTPD7). Bases 1 to 1413 code for a protein of 470 amino acids. Gene Ontology annotation, molecular function: nucleoside diphosphate phosphatase activity. The transcript has 9 exons. NCBI's taxonomy places the organism in Eukaryota, Metazoa, Chordata, Aves, Passeriformes, Pipridae. Gene Ontology annotation, biological process: nucleoside diphosphate catabolic process. The record is from RefSeq and is a predicted model, not a curated record. Gene Ontology annotation, cellular component: membrane.
AUGGCGAGACAGGCUCCAAACCCACGUGGCACUCCUGAGGCGAGCUCUGGCACUGCCAACCCACGGGGCCAUGGCCAGUCCCGCCUUACUGGUGAAGGUCCCCUAGCAUCUGUUCCUUUCCCAUGCCCUUGCAGGCAGCAAGCUGCAAUCCUGGAGGACUUGGUGAGAAACGUGCCCCUGGAGUUUGAUUUCCUCUUCUCCAAAUCACACGCAGAAGUAAUCUCAGGGAAACAGGAAGGUGUCUAUGCUUGGAUUGGCAUCAACUUUGUCCUGGGACGGUUUGAUCACGAGGAUGAGGAGGAUGCAAUGGUCACUGUGGCGCUGGGGGACCAGGGGAAGUCCCUGGUUCGGAAACGAACAGUUGGGAUCCUGGACAUGGGAGGUGCCUCCCUGCAGAUCGCCUACGAGGUGCCCGACUCCGGAGCUGUCUCCUCCCCUCAGCAGGAGGAAGCUGCUAAGAGCUUGCUGGCAGAAUUCAACCUGGGCUGUGAUGUGCAGCACACUGGCCACGUGUACCGUGUCUACGUCAACACCUUCCUGGGCUUUGGGGGCAAUUUUGCCCGGCAGCGCUACGAGGAGCUGGUGCUGAACCAAACCUAUGUGCACAACCGCCUGCACAGCCAGCAGACAGGGCUGAGCCCCAAGAUGCCCUUCCUGGACCCCUGCCUACCUGUGGGACUGGAGGACACGGUGACGAGGGGUGGCCAAACCCUGUACGUGCGGGGACGAGGGGACUGGCAGGCCUGUGCAAAGCUGCUGCAGCCCCUCCUGGCAGGGUCCAACAGCAGCCAGGACUCCCUGCUGGGGGCCUACAAAGCACCCAUCGACUUCAGCAACAGCGAGUUUUAUGGCUUCUCUGAGUUCUUCUACUGCACCGAGGACGUGCUGCGCCUGGGGGGUCAAUACAGUGCCCCCAUCUUCACCUCCGCUGCCCAGGAGUACUGCAGCCAGCGGUGGGAGGUGCUGACCCAGCGUUUCCGUGGUGGCCUCUACUCGGCACAUGCUGACCAGCACCGGCUGAAGUAUCAGUGCUUCAAAUCAGCCUGGAUGUACCAAGUCCUUCAUGAGGGCUUCCAGUUCCCACUGGACUACCCGAGCCUGCGCACGGCCCAGCUGGUGUACGACCGGGAGGUGCAGUGGACACUGGGAGCCAUCCUCUACAAGACAAGAUUUCUGCCACUCAGGGAUCUCCGUCAGGAGAGCAUCCGGCAAGCACAUGCCUCCUGGCUGCGCCUCUCUUUUGUCUACAACCACUAUCUCUUCUUUGCCUGCAUCCUGGUGGUAGCACUGGCCAUCGUCCUCUACCUCCUGCGGCUGCGCCGCAUCCACCGCCGGCAGCUGCGCAUGGCCCAGCACACCCUGCUCUGGCUGGACAAGGUGGUGGUGCCUCUGGGACAGGGAAAUGUGCCAUGACACCGGUGGUACCCACCAUCCAGUUGCACCAGCAGAACCAGGACUGGCUGACAACCUGGGCUCCGAGGGCUUGGACUCUUUCUUGAAGACCAUCUCAACUCUGCACUCCAUCAUCUCCACAUCAGAAACAGAGCCUGUGGGCUGAGGCACCUAUGGAUGCUGGAGCUUUCCUCUCCACCUUGCCCCAGUCCUAAUCUUUGUAUUCCUUGCCCUCUGGCCUGUGUCUCACUAUAUGGUGUGGAGCAAAGUCCUCUGCUGCCAGCGGGCUCAAGGCUGCAGCCCUGGCAGGUCCCUCAGAUAACAGGACGCUAUCACUGAGGCAGCCAACCUAGGACUGUGGCCCGAAGCACUGGGCCACCCCAUGACUCAGCCACUAGUUUGCAGAGCAACCUGGUGAGGUGCUGUGGUUCAUCACAUGGGGUGGCCUUUCUGCAGGCCCUGACAAGCCCACAGGCUGGAGAACAGCAGUCACUAGCAAAGUUACUGCAGGAACCAGGUGAUCAGGAAUGAGUUCCACCAGGCUGCUCUGCCCAGCCUGGCCCCUCUUUGAGCAUUCCUGAAAAGGUAUCGUGCCCUUUGCCAUGUCUUACCCUCCUAGGACAAUCCUCCUACCAGCAUCCCAGACUUGGCCCUGAGGGGUGACCAAUUGGUUCCUAAGGCACCACCAAAGUGGGCAGCCAUUCCUUUCAUACAUUCCCUCCAGGGCACAUCUGCCCCGUGGAGUCCCACACAUUAACUGGGCACUAGUGCAAGGACCUGUGGUUCUGUCCCCCCUGAGCGCAGGCUGGGCCUGCCCACGGGAGAACCACCCCCAGUCCAGCUCAGAGCCCCAGGACACGUCCAGGCUGUAGCUGUGCACAGAGGCACAAGGCUUCCUCCCCUGGGGCUGGAGCCCACUGAUAGUCCAAUGAACUUUGUCACUUUUUACUUGAAUUCAGCUGUUCCCAUUCCUGUAGCAAUAAACAACCCCCUUGAGCCAUCCA